This is a messenger RNA of Blumeria graminis f. sp. triticale, 1665 nucleotides long. NCBI's taxonomy places the organism in Eukaryota, Fungi, Ascomycota, Leotiomycetes, Helotiales, Erysiphaceae. The record is from the annotation of a GenBank genome assembly.
AUGCCUGCGAAUAGUGCUCAGGACAAAUUCGAAGCAAAAUACGAAAAUAAACUAGAUGUUUAUCUCGAUUCGUCCUACAACUCAGAGACUUCAACCUUGCGUGUCUCAAGUCAUUCGAGCGCUGAUUCUCUUCAUCUAAGAACCAAUAAAAAGAGAGAAAAUUCGAACGGUCAACAUCACACCGUCCCAACAAAUGGAGAUACCAAUACACCAAAAAUGGGCCUGAAUAAGCUGUGUCCGAAGCUGAUAGAACCUCGGUCAGACUAUGUCGUGGAAUUCAAUGGCCUGGAUGAUCCUACAAAUGCUAAAAAUUGGCCCCUGAGAAGAAAAUUCUUUUUGUCAAUGGUGCUCGGAUUCACAAACGUAUUGACAGUCUUCACAUCUUCUUUAUUUUCCACAGCGAGCCCUUUUAUCUCGCACGAAUUUAAAGUGUCGGAAAAGCUAGGCCUGCUCGGUUUAUCACUGUAUAUUAUGGGAUUCGCCUUUGCUCCGACUUUUUGGGGUCCCUUAAGUGAGCUCAAGGGAAGAAAGAUGCCUAUAGUCUUGUCUAUGCUAGGCUUUACUAUAUUUCAAAUUGGUGUUGGAGUGGCCGACGAUAUUAAGACAAUUUUAAUUUGUCGUUUCUUGGGAGGAGUUUUUGGAGCGGCUCCCAUAACCAUCACUGCAGCUGUGUUCUCCGAUAUGUUCGAUAAUAAAACGCGGGGGCUCGCCAUCACCAUACUAAGUACAGUUGUAUUUAUUGGCCCAGUCAUUGCGCCUUGCAUCGGCGGCUUCAUCGUGCAGAGCUCUCAUGAGUGGAGAUGGAUUCAGUGGCUCGUAACAGCUUUAGGCUUUAUCGCGUUCCUGCUGAAUUAUUUUUUUCUCGAGGAAACUUAUGCACAGACAAUUCUGGUUACAAAAGCUGUCAAAAUUCGCAGCCUGACUAAAAAUUGGGCUGUUCAUGCCGAACACGAGAUGUUAGAUUUCAGUCUACAAAGCCUCAUUAUGAAAAACUUUUGCCGACCACUUCGCUUACUCUUCACAGAGCCAAUAGUUUUGCUCAUGUCGCUUUAUUCUUCUUUUGCGUUUGGAUUGCUCUUUCUAUCGAUAGGAUCCUACUCUGCCGUCUUUGCGGAGAUUUAUCGCCUACCGCUCGGAAUCAGUGGACUCCCAAACCUAGGAAUGGCUGUUGGUAUCGUAUUGGCAUGUCUAUACCUACUUCUCCUCCAACCUUCUUACGGUCGUAAGCUUGCCGCUAACGAUGAUGUCCCCAUACCCGAAUGGCGCCUACCCUUAAUGAUUACUGGCGGCGUCGCAUUUGCGUGCGGGAUCUUUUGGUUUGGGUGGACAGGUUACAAUCCAUCCAUUCAUUGGAUUGUACCUACGCUCUCUGGCAUCUUCACUGGCUUUGGAAUCCUAGUGAUAUUGAUACAGGUUAUCAACUACCUCGUCGACGCUUAUCUUGAUACCGCUGCUUCGGUUAUAGCUGCUAGUAUGAUGUUCCGCUCUCUGGCAGGCGCGGUCUUCCCUCUCUUCUUCGAUAGCAUGUUCAAGUCAUUGGGAAUCAACUGGACCGCCACUAUCCUAGGCUGCAUUGCGUUAGUGCUUGUGCCGGUAUCCAUACUUUUCUACUACUUUGGCGCCAAAAUUCGUUCCAAAUCUUUAUUUUCAACUGCUCGGGAAUAG